AUGCCUUCUCAAGGAUCUCAAAGCUUCUCCCAAUCAUCUCCUUUGUGUCUUCCCUUGGCCAAAUUUUCUUAUGCAACUGUAUCUGGUGAAGGCGUUGCUCCCAUCCCGUGGCUUCAUAUCGGCAACAAGAAAGCUUUGUUCGCCAUCUUUGAAACUAGCCCUGUUCAAUUGGAAGAUGGUCGAAUUGAGCAAAGGCAAAAGUUCAAAGUCUUGCAAGAUCCUGAAGUCAUGGAAGAGCUCGACCUCAAUGCAUUGUCGGUCGAGGCCCAUCGUUCUCUCAUGGAAAAACCAAAAGGCUCCAUGUCCAUCGACCCUGAAGUCAAUAUCGUAGUCCAGGUGCCUCUAAUUGCCAUCAAAUACCCCUUGCCAAGUGGACAGAUUCGGCGUUUUCAGAUUCGCUUCUCCAGGAACGAAGACUACUAUGAAGCGAUGAAAAUGCUUUCACGAGCAGAUGUGCCUACCGUUGAGGCAGGCACCUUUCCAACUCGCAAACCACCACCAGCACCAAGAUCAGUCGCCCGCAGCCUAGUAGCACCCAGCGAUUCCGCUUCUCAAAUGGGGCGAUCAAUACCUCGUCAGAGGGAACACCCGACAAAUGAUGACGCUCUCUCACUGUUUCGGCCAGUCCCCACGGUCAUGUCCGCAAUGCCUCCUCCACAGAUGUUUCCGGUGCCUGCACAAGGAGGAAAGUAUUCUUUGAGUGUGCGGCCACCGCCUGAUGGGGACUUGCGCACAGCCCAGGCGCCGGAUCUUCAGCCUGCAUAUCCCAAAUCUAAUAUUUCGCUCAGCACCGCCACUACUCUUGUUCCCGGCGGACAGCGGCUCACGUUCCGUGCUGUGCAAGACCAAUCGGAGCCUGAGGGUCUCGGUGACAUACGCAACGGGCAGUCGACCAGAGCAUCUCCUCCGCGCCCUGGGUUUGAAACCUCUCGGCGGGAUAUAGGUCUAGGACUUCGUGGAGGGCAGCUAGCACCGACAGUCACACGAUCCGAAGUCAAUAGUCACAGCCACUCCCAACUUGGUCGUGGAAAUGGCGAUGUCGGCAGUGGAAAAGGCCAAAGUGACAGGCACCUCACAGGUUUGGAAGUAGACUCGGUGCUUACCGGGACUACCACAAAAGGCAAGGGAAAGAGAGCCGCGACUAACAAGACCACAAAGACUCCAGUAGCCAAGAAGCCCCGACCUGCUGCAUCACGCAAGACGAGUACAACAAAGCAAGCAGAGGAUAAACGUGUGCCGACUGUGGAUGAACUACUUCAACAACCGGGCUACAGCUUGCUCCCGAAUACUACGACCGUUGGAGCCCCCUGCAAUCCACGUGUGGAAGAUUAUACAACCGAACUCGUCCAGACAAGAAACCUGGAAAUUGCGGAAACAGACUACGAGGCAGACCAGCUUCAAACUCAGGGUAGUCCAUUCCUUGGUAGCACAACGAACAGGCACAUGACUCGCUCUGUAUCUCGAGCCCUUUCGUCAAUUCCGUUGCAACACGCCAGGGAGAGCGGGGGACGGGUCCACCAAGCUACCCUUCCACCAUGUACACCGGCAGACCAGAUCAUGAGCAGCCCUGCGACGCCAGCGUCACCAGUCACCCAGACACACACCUCCGCACCCCCUCAGCCUACGUCUCUUUCAGAAACUAGCUCCAACACGCGAGUACCACAGUCUUCAGGAGCACCUCCGGUAACCGACAGCGCCCUGCUCGCCGUCGCACAGCAGUGCCUUUCCACCGACCCUGCCUUCGACCUUUCCUCCGCCAAAUCUCGCCUAGACGCGUGGCUCAAGCUCCCCGAGCCGGCGCGUGCGUUGGCACUGAGGGCUUAUUUCUGCGACUUGGUCAUGACCGAGGGGUUCAGCCAGUUGUGCAAGAGCGUGGACAUGUUCUGGGAAGGCGCAGUCCUGGAGGGGAAGAUGAUGAUGAUGACGGCAGCACGGGCGGCGAAUGAAGGGGUUGAAGAGGAAGAUUAG
Fonsecaea erecta is the source of this 1968-nucleotide messenger RNA. RefSeq lists its product as hypothetical. The record is from RefSeq and is a predicted model, not a curated record. The coding region runs from base 1 to 1968 and encodes 655 amino acids. The transcript has 3 exons. NCBI's taxonomy places the organism in Eukaryota, Fungi, Ascomycota, Eurotiomycetes, Chaetothyriales, Herpotrichiellaceae. Gene Ontology annotation, biological process: reciprocal meiotic recombination.